GCGGAAGUCAGCGUGAUCUUUUCUUACAGAAGGGAGGAACCAGCAGUAAGAAGACCUGCGAUGUAAUAAAGCCUUCCCUGGAUUAUUACUAUAAAGCCUGCGCCUUCUCCAGGAGGAGACAUGGCUAUCUUAUUUGCAGUUGUUGCGAGAGGAACCACCAUACUUGCUAAACAUGCCUGGUGUGGUGGCAACUUUCUGGAGGUGACGGAGCAGAUCCUAGCAAAGAUCCCAUCGGAGAACAACAAGCUCACUUACUCCCAUGGCAGUUACUUGUUCCAUUACAUCUGUCAGGACAGAAUCAUAUACUUGUGCAUUACCGAUGACGAUUUUGAGCGUUCCAGAGCAUUCAGUUUCCUCAAUGAAAUCAAGAAACGCUUCCAGACGACGUAUGGAUCAAGAGCGCAGACCGCGCUACCCUAUGCCAUGAACAGUGAAUUCUCCAGCGUCCUGGCGGCUCAGCUGAAAUACCACUCGGAGAAUAAAGCAGUGGACCGUGUUGUGGAAACCCAAGCCCAAGUGGAUGAGCUGAAAGGCAUUAUGGUCCGGAAUAUAGAUCUCGUUGCCCAGAGAGGAGAACGGUUAGAGCUGUUAAUAGAUAAAACAGAGAACCUUGUGGACUCGUCUGUAACCUUCAAGACAACAAGCAGAAAUCUGGCCCGGGCGAUGUGCAUGAAGAAUUUGAAGCUGACCAUCGUUCUUGUUAUUGUAACUAUAGUUAUAAUCUUCUUCAUCGUAUCCGCAGCAUGUGGAGGCCUGACAUGGCCCAGCUGUGUGAAGUAAUGUCCUCUUUUCCGAUGCAUGAACAAGUUCUCGAGGAACCAGAACUUUAAUUACUACCUAUUGACGUAUGAGUUACCCUACAGAAAAGAGACUCGUGUGAGGAAGCCUUUUCCCUGCUGGAAAUCUCCCCUUAGCCUCAUUUUUCCAUCUUUCUGGACUGACGCUGCAUCUCUCUGCCUUAUAACAUAUACAACGAAACCUCACCUGGAAAACCCGCGAUCCUGUGCGGCAAGAGAUGGGAUGAAGAAUGGUAAAUAAAGAUAAAAAACCCCACUUCUUUCUAGUUUUGUUGCUGUUUUUUGUCUGACAUCAGUUUCUCCACGCAAGGAUUUUUUUAAACCGGGUUAUGUUUUUAACCUGAUCUGAUAAUCGUAUUGUCUUAUUUUAAUAUUUUGUUCAGAUAUAGUUGUCGCUGGUAUUUUUGGGCAGAUGGCCUUGGUGACAUCAUCAGGUAUAUGCACCCCCCCGUGACAUGUACCAUGGCCAUUUCUGCUUCUCUGAAGGUAAUUUGAGGGAAAAUAAACCGCAGUAGUAGUUAUGUGUAAUUAUUAAAGAUUGUAGUGUACUUUGUUUACCGUGUUGGUUUCUCCCCAUGACACUCUUCUCACGUGCUCUUCUUUAAUGUUGAAUGUAUAUGUAUUUUGUGCCCGCAGCGGGAUCGAGUUAAAGGUACAGCAUUAAAUGCCACGUGAUAUUACCAUGCAGGCCUGCAGCAAUUCUGUAGCAAAGAUAUUUAUCCCUACCCAUAGACUUGGCUUUGACCGCAUGAAUUACUGAAAAACAUUCUCAGCCGCAUUAUAUCAAUAAACCGCUCAUCUUUCCAA
This is a messenger RNA of Spea bombifrons (plains spadefoot toad), 1604 nucleotides long. RefSeq names its product vesicle associated membrane protein 7 (gene VAMP7). The coding region runs from base 121 to 780 and encodes 219 amino acids. The record is from RefSeq and is a predicted model, not a curated record. The transcript has 8 exons. NCBI's taxonomy places the organism in Eukaryota, Metazoa, Chordata, Amphibia, Anura, Pelobatidae. Gene Ontology annotation, molecular function: SNARE binding; SNAP receptor activity. Gene Ontology annotation, cellular component: membrane; SNARE complex. Gene Ontology annotation, biological process: vesicle fusion; exocytosis.